Messenger RNA from Haliotis rufescens (red abalone), 2650 nucleotides. RefSeq names its product polyamine oxidase 7-like. The record is from RefSeq and is a predicted model, not a curated record. The coding region runs from base 121 to 1689 and encodes 522 amino acids. NCBI's taxonomy places the organism in Eukaryota, Metazoa, Mollusca, Gastropoda, Lepetellida, Haliotidae. The transcript has 3 exons. Gene Ontology annotation, molecular function: oxidoreductase activity.
GGGUAUUCCAACUCGUAUCUGUGUCGGAAGGUCAAGGCAGAAACUUAAUACAAACUCAACAGAGGUUAAGAGUCACGAGACAUCAGGCAUUGUGCACCUGGGCUCCUCCCGACGAACAAGAUGCAGUAUCGAGGCAUUCCUAAAGUGUCUUUGGCAAUCAUGGUGCUUCUUCUAUAUACCGUGGAAGGACUGCAAGCUCAACCCGAAUCAAAUAUAAAACACAGUAAAGUUUUGAUUCUUGGAGCCGGGGCGUCAGGUUUGGCAGCUGCAAAGACUCUAAGUGAAAACAACAUCAACGACUUCAUCCUCUUGGAAGGCUCGGACAGAAUCGGUGGCAGAGUCAUGUCCAUUAAAUUUGGGGGAACCACUGUAGAAGCUGGGGCAAACUGGAUGGCUAUCCGGGAAGGCAAUCCGUUAUGGGAUGUCAUCCAGAAGUUCAAUGUGUCUGGGAAAUCGUCAGACUAUGAUAGUGUAGUCAUAAAAACAUAUGACGGCGUUGACGUCACGGCCUCUGAGGGUGAGUUGGCUUGGGAUAAACUGGCAAAAGCUAAGAUCAAAUCAGUAAGCGUCUUCCGGAAAAUUCGAGACCAAAAGACAGAUGACAUGUCCCUUCGCACAUGCCUUGAUAUCGGAAACUGGCAUCCUAAAACGCCAGUGGAAAAAACUGUGGAAAUUUUGGACUUCGACUUUGAAUAUGGAAUAAGCCCUGACGCUACUUCGUGUUAUUUUAGGGGCAUUUCAGACCGAGUUGAUAACAGUUUCUAUGUCCGUGAUGACAGAGGGUAUGAGUUCAUACUUAAGAAAUACGUGGAGAACGUACUUCAAGAGAACGACCAACGUAUUCGUCUGAACGAAACCGUUAAAACGAUCAACUACACUGACACCAACGCGUCUGUAACUACCGCAAGCGGGAAGAUCUUCACGGCUGACUUCGUGAUUGUUACUUUCAGUAUCGGAGUAUUGAAAAGCGGUUCUGUGACUUUCAUUCCUCCACUACCUGACUGGAAGAUGGACAACCUGUUCCGAAUCAGACUGGAGAACUACGUCAGCGUGUACCUUAAGUUUCCUGAGACAUCGGCAAGAUUCUGGGAUAACACUGAAUACAUCCUCUACGCAGACAAAACACGUGGCGUGUAUCCUGUUUGGCAGAACUUAGAAGCUGAAGGACUGUUCCCGGUUAGAACCAACAUUCUCCAGAUGGUGACCCAGGGAGAAGAGGCGAACAGAAUAAGUCAGCUCACUGACAGUGAUGUUAAGGACGAGGUGAUGGCGAUAUUGCGGAGAGUCUACGGUAAUGUAGCCGAACCUGAGGAUGUUUUCAUUCCGGACUGGAAGAACAAUCCAUUGUACAAGGGAUGCUUCUGCAACAUGGAAACAGGAACUCUUAGUCCCAAAGUAUUUGAUGCUAUAAGAGCACCAGUCGGGAGGAUCUACUUCGCUGGGGAAGCGUUUGGUUGGAAUGUGUCUUGUUAUGUUACUGGUGCUGUUGAAAGCGGAAUCCACACGGCUACUAAGGUAACUGAAUGUUCGAAAGGAACGUGCGAGGUUUAUGAUCCGAGAGAGCCAGGUCCGAGUACCGAGUCCCCGACGGUUGCAGCAUGUCCAUCGGGUGGGUUUCGACAGGACGGAGACAUAAGAAGAAUGGCCGUGCUUGUGGGCAUCGUGGUGCUUAUUGUUUCAUGUACAUAGUAACUGUAGGAUGGGUGGAUACAGGUGGACUGAAGACGUUCACAUACCAUCAUUCUACCAUAUGGAAACAGCUAUCAUCCAACAUAUAUAUUCUGAAUACUUGUUGUGAAUGACUUAGUUGAUAUUUCGAAUGCAUGUUAGUAUUAUAUGCUGAACCGCAAAAGAAACGUCACCCCAAGUAACAUUGCAUGAAAAGUUGUCAUUUGAAUAUUUAGGUAUUUUUUGUCAAAGUUUCUAAAAUUUAACAUUUUCUCGUCCGGAAUUGUUACCACAUGCCACUAUUGACAAGAAAUCAGCGACGCCAAGUCCUUGGACGAUUGCAAGCUGCAUAAAUCGCCCGGCAAGAAGCCAAUGCAUUUCAAAUCCACGUGAGGACCAUAUACAGACUCCAGCAACGGUACGAGACCACCAACACUACAGAUGACCGACCAUGUAGUGGAAGACCAAAGGUCACCACCCGACGUCAGGAUCGUCAGAUUGUGCGACAGCAUCUUCAAGAUCGCUUUGUUAUGACCGCGGAAACUGCUCGAGAGACCAUGGGGACACACCAGCGACACAUUAGUGAGGACACUGUCCGUCGAUGAUUGACGAACAGACACCUCCACUGUCACAGGCCACACCCAGGACCGAUUCUGACACUACGUCAAUCGCCGGGACCGUUUGCAGUGGGCAACACAGCACCAGCAUUGGCGCCACCAGCAGUGGAGAAGAGUCCUCUUCUCAGAUGAGAGUCGUUACUGUAUCUCAAUAGCAGAUGGGAGAGAGAGGGAGAGUCUGGCGACGCCGUGGGGAACGUUAUUCGGAUGCUUGUGCUGUUGAGAGAGACUCGUUGUGUUGUCCGAGCAUCAUUGUGUGGGGUGGAAUUAGUCUUGCACAGAGGGUCGGCACUGUGGUCUUCCAGAACAUCGGUCCAGGGAGAGGCAAUGGUGUCACAGCAGCUCGCCACAUUGAUCAAGUCUUG